AAAUCAAAUAAUUGUGUCGUCGUGUGCGUUAGUAUUUCUAGAUCUGCUUUUUAUUGGCACACUUCUGUAUUGUUUUGUCGAUGUGCGCAUAUGCUGGCAAUGAUACGAAUUGAAGCUACUUAGAAACGACCAUGCUCGUUACAACGUAUCGACAAAAUAUUAUUUGCGAGCGUUAGUGUUAACUAUAAAAAAUGAAGACUCAGACAUUAUGCUUCAUCCUUUUUAUAAUUAGUCAAAUUGAAUGUUAUAAAAUUCUUGUGCUCUUCGUUCAUCCUGGGAAAAGUCACUUUCUAGCAUUUGAACCGCUUUUCAAAGCCCUUGCGGAAAAGCAGCACGAGAUUACCGUUGUUAGUUAUUUUCCUCAGAAAGAGACGAUUGCGAACUAUACGGAUAUUUCGCCUAAAUCGAAAGUCUUUACUUAUACGGAAGAAAUUGUACUGGGAAAUUACGACGGAAGUUGGAUUUCAACAAUUAAAAGUGCACUUGUUCUUGCCGAAUUUUCGAAGAUAUCGUGCAAAGAACAUUUUUCCACAAAGGAAGUACAAAAUUUAAUAAAAAGUGAUGUUAAAUUUGACGUUGUAAUAUACGAAAUAUUUGCUUCUGAUUGUUUACUGGGAUUUGCUCACAAGUUCAAAGCUCCUUUAAUAGGAGUAAGUACACCUGGAACAGUGAUGCCAUGGGCCUACGAUAGAGUCGGAAAUCCAUCUAAUCCAUCAUUCAUCCUUAAUCAAUUUUACAAUCACUAUGGACCCUUCGAUUUCUCUGAGAGGUUGUACAAUACCAUUUUGGAUGUUUAUACUCGUACCAUUUACAGACUGUUAACAGUGCCAUUUGAUAACGAAAUAAUACGAAAACAUUUCGGCAAUGAUGUGCCUGAUGUCCAAGAAAUCGUCAUGAAUACGUCGAUGAUUCUGUUAAAUUCCCAUUUUAGCCUUAGUCAGCCUUUUCCACAAGUUCCGGCUAUUGUGGAAGUAUGUGGGGUUCACAUUCAAAACCCUAAACAACUAUCCCAGAAAACACCUUCGCCGGGAUUCAUCGACAUCAGCCUGAAAAAUACGACCAAUAUCGGCUUGGAAAUAAUAGAUGUUUCUCAAAAUAAAGGGUCACGUUUAAUGAAAUAUUUAGAUAUAAUUUUCAUCGAUACAUUUGCUAGACAGACAUGUGAAGCAAGUUUGAAGUCAGAGCAAGUGAGACAAUUUAUAAAUAGCACUUUAGACUACGACGUAGUUAUAGCAGAAGUGUUCAAUUCCAAUUGUUUUAUGACGAUCGCCGGAAAGACCAAGGCGCCGAUCGUUGGAGUAAGUUCAUGUUAUAUUCCAGUGUUUUGGAACGAUAUUUUUGGAAAUCCGUAUAAUCCUUCAUACAUUCCCAAUAUUGAUAUGGAUUACUCUGAUAAUAUGACCUUUUUCGAAAGAGUAGAGAAUCUUAUCACCAUAACAUACACUCUUUUCUACUUUAACUUUGUAAGUAAUAGUGCCGUGCAAAGUUUAGUGGAUAAAUAUGCACCCCAUGACCAGCCCAUUGCAGAAGUUAGUAAAAACAUAAGCCUUUUACUAGUAAACACGCAUGUAACCACAGCUAGACCGAGACCUUUCGUGCCAAAUAUAAUAGAAGUUGGCGGCAUUCAUCUACCUUCUUCCGUACAACAACUUCCACAGAAUAUCGAGAAAUGGAUCAACGAAUCGACUCACGGGGUAAUAUAUUUCAGUAUGGGUUCGAUGAUCAAAGGGCACACGUUUCCCGAAGAGAAACGAAAUAUGUUUUUACGAGUUUUCAAACGUCUUCCUCAACGAGUUCUGUGGAAAUGGGAAAGUGACAUGCCUGGAAAACCUGAUAAUAUCAUGAUUCAACGGUGGAUGCCGCAAUAUGAUAUCCUUUGUCAUCCUAACGUUAAAGCAUUCAUUUCCCACGGAGGAAUGUUAGGAACAACGGAAACAGUUCAAUGUGGAGUUCCAGCUCUUGUAAUGCCACAAUUCGGAGACCAGUUUACCAAUGCAAAAGCUCUUGAAGCAAGUGGAGGUGGACUAAUUUUUGACUUUUGGCGGGACGACGAGGAGACUCUGUACAAUAAAUUAAAACAACUUCUUGAACCCAGUUUUCAGCAAAAGGCGAAACAGUUAUCAGCCCGUUUCAAAGAUAGACCAUUACCACCUCUCGAAACAGCCAUCUACUGGGUUGAGUAUGUUGCUCGACAUGGUGGAGCUCACCAUAUGCGUACUGCAGCUGUUGGCAUGCCAUUGUACAAGUACCUCCUGCUGGACGUCAUCGCCUUCUUGUUGGCUGUCAUCACAGCCAUCCUUUGGAUUACAUAUAGGAUUGUUAAGUUUGUCGGAAGAAAAAUUAUUGGACAAUCAAUUAAAGUCAAAACUAAUUAAUUAUUUGUAGAAUUGUUGCCAAAUAUUAGUUAAUUAGAAUAAAUAAUAAACAAUUAUAUCUAUUCUAGGUUAAGUACACAAAAUAAGAUGGUUCCUGAUACUUAACCGACAAUUUACUAUUUAUUCUUAUCUUCAGAAAAGGAAAAUAAAGAACGUUAUACCCCUUUUAAAUAAACAGCAGUAUAAGUUCUAUUACAAUAACAAAUAUAUCAAACAAAAUUAAUAAUUAUUGUUUAUUUUUGUUAACAACUUUUUUUUCAAUUGAGCUAAAAGUAGUAUUUUAAAAGUACCUAGAACAUUAGUAAAAAAAUUGUAAUAAACAGACUGAGAAAUGAUUGUUAUUGUAUUGUUGUGUCUACAUGUGCAAUAUGAUUAAAAAAAGAAACGAAUA
Agrilus planipennis (emerald ash borer) is the source of this 2766-nucleotide messenger RNA. Its product is annotated as UDP-glucuronosyltransferase 1-1. The transcript is spliced from 5 exons. Bases 192 to 2375 code for a protein of 727 amino acids. The record is from RefSeq and is a predicted model, not a curated record. Gene Ontology annotation, molecular function: UDP-glycosyltransferase activity. Lineage: Eukaryota; Metazoa; Arthropoda; Insecta; Coleoptera; Buprestidae.